Messenger RNA from Rhizophagus irregularis DAOM 181602=DAOM 197198, 2932 nucleotides. The record is from RefSeq and is a predicted model, not a curated record. NCBI's taxonomy places the organism in Eukaryota, Fungi, Glomeromycota, Glomeromycetes, Glomerales, Glomeraceae.
AAUAAGUUUAAUAUGCUGCGAUGGAAUGAUAAAAUUCAAAUGGCACUGGAUAUUGCUCUCGGAUUAAUGUUUUUACAUUCUGAACAGAUAAUUCAUGGAAAUUUGCACGCAUAUAAUAUAUUAAUUAAAAGUGGUAGAUUAAUGAUUACAGAUUUUGAAUUGUCGGUAGAUGUAGUUUAUUUUGAACCUCAGUAUCUUCGUGAUCCAAGGUAUAAGCGAGAUAAGAAAUCUGAUAUUUAUAGCUUGGGUAUUCUUUUAUGGGAAUUGUCAAGUGGACAUCCUCCUUUUUCUAAUUACGGACAGGAAGAAUUUAGCUCAGUUCAAACAUUGAUCAUAAAUGGAAAGAGAGAGGAUCCGGUUGAAAAUACGCCUUUUGAAUACCAACAACUUUAUCAAAAAUGUUGGUGUGAUGAUUCAGUUAUAAGACCCGGAAUUAAUGAAGUUAGGGAAAUUUUAUCUCAAAUGAAAUUACGAUUUGAUACUGACGAAUAUAUUAAUGAAAUAUUUAAAAGUUCAUUAACACAACAACAAAUAAUUAGAAAGUUCAAGUUGAAUAAUGGAUUAAUUUUAACUGAGGGUAAUAUACAAUCAAGUAUGCAAGCAAUUUUUGUUGAAGAUGGCGCAUUAAAUAUGAGUUUAUACGAAGGACAACCUAUUGUAUAUCUUAAUAUAAACGAUUUACAGCCAGCUGAUGUGUGUAUCAAUUUUCCAAUUGCUGAAAUGGCUUAUAAAGGUGACUUGUUGGAAUCUUUUUCAAAAUGUGCGGACAAUGACAAUGAUUCUUUUGGACAUUUCUUUGCAAGAAAAAUAUUAGUUGGUGGUAAAUUAUUUAUUAAAGAAUUUAGCUCAGCUACUCAGACACAAAAAGAUAUUUUAAAAUUUUAUUUAUUCCAUGUGAAUAAUUUAACUAAAUAUUCUAUAGAAAUUCAAUUUAAUAAUUUAUUCUCCUUGAAUCUUUUACCAAAAAUAGUAACGUUGGAUGGAGAAGAGUUAGAUACCUAUGAGAAAUUGAUCAAAUGGAUGAAUGACUUAUAUCAAAAUAAAAUUAUAGAUAUAAUUUCUUAUGAUCUUAUUCCCAUUUCUCAAUUAAGACAUAAUGCAUUGCCAAUAGAUGACCUUAAUACUUUUAAUGAAAAACAACCUGGAGUCACCAAAUUUAAAGAAAAAUUAAGUUUAGAAGAGUGGGUUGGAGAUGGAGUGUACUGUAACCUAAUGAGUUGGACCGAAGAUUUUCAUCUUUUUCAAGGAUUGAUAAUUAAUGAAGACUAUGAAAUAAAAAUUAGCAAGAAAAUCGCAGUCGAUUUUGUUGAAAUCCCUAAAGUCAAUAUAAAUAAUAAAUCUUAUCAAAGGAAUAUCAAGCCAUUAACAAAUUUAGAAGAUAUUUUGAUUUCUAAUAAUAUUUUUUCAAUUAAAAAUUUAAGUACAUUCCCAUUUAUUAAAAAUAAUUUUAGAGAUUAUGGAGAUUACAUUCAUAUUUUAUUCAAAUGUGAACGAUAUGAAAUUCUUUUGGAUAAAGAUCUUAUAAAACCAACAAAAGAAUUUAAACAAGCAAUAGAAAGUGCACUUAGUAGCACGAAGCCAUUAAAAAUUUUACGAGAUAUUUUGAAUGAAUAUGGUCAUUUAUUUCCACAAAGAAUUAUCUUAGGAAGUUCCUUAAAAAGUAUUUUACCAAGUAAUAGUAUUCCUGUGGUUGAUUUAGAAAAACUUACAUUUGAUGAUUUAAAUAUUUCGUAUCUUCUAACACAAGAAGGAGAAGUUAUUGAAAUAAAUGAUUUAUCUAAAUGGAUUCAAAAUACAGAUAAUAGUUUGGAAAUUAUUGAAUUUGAUAAUAUAAUCCCACUCUAUAAAAUUCUUGAGGUAGAACAACAAAAAAAAAUUGAUGAUAUAUUAAAAAAUGAUUUUCGAAUUAUAAUGACAGGUAUUACUGAUUUGAAAGAUUUAGAUAAUAAUGAUGUUAUGCACUACAAACGUAUAAAUUUAAAUUCAGAAUCUUCAUUGGGAAGUGAAGAUUACAAAGUAUUCGGAUCAAUAAUUUCAGAAAAUAAUACAAAGUCAGAAGAAAUUUAUGUUAAUUUUGGGUUAUAUAAUUAUAAUGGAUUUUAUGCGAUAAUUAAAAAAUUGGAAAUAAGUGUUGAUAUAAAAAAAUAUUAUGUUCUAUGGAUGGUUGUUGGAAGUCCUUCAAAAUUAUCAAUUUUUAGUCCAAAUAAUCGAGAAUUUUCAGUUGGUUAUAUCAAAGAAUCUAUUACGUUACGAAUUGACAAGUCAAAUCAUCAUAUAAAAGCCCCUUUUCAAUUAUUUCAAGGGUAUACUAUUUUCGUUCACGCAUAUUACUCUUCAACAAAUUAUGAACCUAUUAGUAUUAUUAAACUAGUUGAAUGGAAUGAUCAAUAUUUUAAUAUUUCAAUUCAAAGUAUAAUUGAUUCAGAUGCUCAAUUUGACGGAGAUAAAAUAGAUUUACAUGUUUGUAUCCUAUCAACAGAUAAUAAAAAUUUGAAGAUUGACCGCGAGGAAAGGGAAUGCUCUUUAAAUUUAAUUGGAUAUAUGUUAACUAAAGAAAAUUUGAAUGAGAAAUUUGAUUAUGAAAAACCUUCAUCUUCAGAUUCAGAAUUGGCGAUUGUACAAAAUAUGAAUAACGAUACAUCCCUUACAGACUCUACCAAUAAUGAUCCACUGUAUAAUAGAAAAAUAAAUUCAAUAAGUGACAUGCAAUUUAAAGAAGCUAAAGUAACUGGUAAUAGAAAAAAAUAAUUUAACUUCAAAUCAAUGAGUAACAUAUCAAAUGAAAUUAAAAAAGGCUAAAGAAAUUCAUAUAGACUCUUCUAUAUUUGUCUUAGAUGCCGUAAGGAUGUCUAAUAUUACAGAAACUUCAAAUAUUGUCGAAUGGUUAGAAAAAUCAAUUUCUGUUGGACGUAUCAAGUAUUAUGAACCUUCG